CGGCUUCUAGCGCCGGAGUGGGUUCGUGUGCUUCGACGCCGCCGGAGGCCUGCCGGGUGCGGCUCUGGCUUGAGACAGCGGUGGUUGGCGCAUGGAGGGCUCCUCGGAGGAGGAGGUGCCCGUGGCGGCGCUGGCUGCCGUGCUGAAGCCCAGCUCAGUGCUGCCACCCGAGAGCACCCCGGUCCGGGGCUAUGACUUCAACCGCGGCGUGGACUACCGCGCGCUCCUGGGGGCCUGCGGCACCACCGGCUUCCAGGCCACCAACUUCGGGCGCGCGGUGCAGCAAGUCAACGCCAUGAUCGAGAAGAAGCUGGAGCCACUGUCAGAGGAGGAGGACCAGCACGCGGACCUGACCCAGAGCCGCCGCCCGCUUACCGGCUGCACCAUCUUCCUGGGAUACACGUCCAACCUCAUCAGCUCCGGCAUCCGCGAGACCAUCCGGUACCUCGUGCAGCACAACAUGGUGGAUGUUCUGGUGACCACAGCCGGGGGCGUGGAAGAAGAUCUCAUUAAAUGCCUGGCACCCACGUACCUGGGCGAGUUUAGCCUCAGGGGGAAGGAACUCCGAGAGAAUGGGAUCAACAGGAUUGGGAAUCUCUUGGUGCCCAAUGACAAUUACUGCAAGUUUGAAGACUGGCUGAUGCCCAUUCUGGACCAGAUGGUGCUGGAGCAGAACACGGAGGGUGUGAAGUGGACACCCUCCAAGAUGAUCGCCCGGCUUGGCAAGGAGAUCAACAAUCCUGAGUCGGUGUAUUACUGGGCCCAGAAGAACCACAUCCCUGUGUUGAGCCCGGCACUCACGGACGGCUCGCUGGGCGACAUGAUCUUCUUCCAUUCCUACAAGAACCCUGGCCUGGUCCUGGACAUUGUUGAGGACCUGAGGCUCAUCAACACACAGGCCAUCUUCGCCAAGCGCUCUGGAAUGAUUAUCCUGGGCGGGGGCCUGGUCAAGCACCACAUCGCCAAUGCCAACCUCAUGCGGAAUGGGGCUGACUAUGCGGUCUACAUUAACACGGCCCAGGAGUUCGAUGGCUCUGAUUCAGGUGCCCGGCCGGAUGAGGCUGUCUCGUGGGGCAAGAUCCGGGUGGACGCACAGCCUGUCAAGGUGUAUGCUGAUGCCUCCCUGGUAUUCCCUCUGCUUGUGGCUGAAACCUUUGCCCAGAAGGCAGAUGCCUUUGUGCCCGAGAAGAAUGAGGACUGAGCAGCAAUUGUCCCAGGGAGAUCUUGCCCCACCUCUAUUUAUUAGUGUGAAAGCCCAGCCCCCCGAGCCUCCCUGGCCAGCACUGUGUCCCAAAUAAAUGGUUCCAGCUCUUCUUC
Molecule: messenger RNA, 1317 nt
Organism: Echinops telfairi (small Madagascar hedgehog)
Lineage: Eukaryota; Metazoa; Chordata; Mammalia; Afrosoricida; Tenrecidae
Gene: DHPS
Product: deoxyhypusine synthase
Exons: 9
Coding region: 92-1201 (369 amino acids)
Biological process (GO): peptidyl-hypusine biosynthetic process
Cellular component (GO): cytoplasm
Molecular function (GO): deoxyhypusine synthase activity
Source: RefSeq, a predicted model, not a curated record